AAAACCAUAACUUCUUCCAAUUCCAUUUUUUUGCUCAAGAAUUCUCUUACCCUUUUGAUUAUUUUGCUCUCCAAUCUAGAUGUGUGUCAAAUUUCAAUUUUAUUGAACUUUUUUUUUGGUUUUUGGGUGUAUAUAAAUCUUAUUUUCCAUCUUUUUGUGCCCAAAAGGAUGCUUCAAUUCUUGCAUUUUCCGCCUGGUAUGGCACCAAGAUUGAAUUUUUAAGGUAUUAGAGCAAGGAUAGAGGAAAUAGGGAAAACCCCAGAAAAGUUCUGGUGAGAAAAAUGAUGGAAGAUUUAAGCGAAGUGCAUUCUAAGGAUGAUAAAGGUCAGCCUGAGAAAAACCACAAAAGAAUAAUCAAGACACGUGCUCAGAUUGAAGCUCUAGAGAAACUUUAUGAAGAACACAAGUACCCUACCGACGAGCUGAAAGCUGAUCUGGCAGAGUCAUCAGGGUUAACAGAAAAACAAAUUUCUGGAUGGUUUUGUCACAGGCGGUUGAAGGACAAGAGGCUGUCGAAUGGGGAAAUAUAUAUAAAUGGAAGACAAGAUCGUUCGAGUGGUGUCAUUCAGGAUCAUGGUAGCGGAUUUAGGCAGGAUUCUUGUGGUAGCACCAAGCAAGCAGACGAUAAGAAAUUUGAUCAUCGGGAAGUUGAGAGUAGAAGAUUAACUGGCGCAGAAUUCUCAACUGCAGAUGUGGCAUAUGAGGCUGGAACUCAUUUUAGAGGAAAGUCUAAUUGCAUGGAUGAUGACUCUGCAAGAAGCAGUUCUUCAUUACGGAAUGAAUGUUUUUCGCAAAAUGCAGAACCAUAUGAUAUAGCAACUUCAAGAUACAUAUCGCAGAAUUUACCUACUAAUUUUAAGGGAGUAAAACCAAAGAAUGGCCCAUCUGGGUAUUUGAAAGUAAAGGGUCAGGUAGAGAAUGCUGCAAUUACUGCUGUGAAGAGGCAAUUGGGGAGGCACUACCGACUGGAUGGUCCACCACUUGGUAUUGAAUUUGAUCCACUUCCUCCUGGUGCAUUUGAAUCAUCAGCGCCAAAUCCUGUCAAUGACUCUUAUUACUCUCCAGAACCUGUUCCAGCUUGCUCACCAGAUAUGUCCAACGUCUACAGGCGGUCAAAUGGAUUCGGACCCAAUUCCAAGUCCAACUCUCAUGACUCUGAUCUGGAUGGUUUGAGCUUCAAAAGAAAAUCCAAUUCCACUCAUCCUGAAUAUCGCUUCAACCCAAAGCCUAAGCUGAAGUCCUCUGAGCAAAAUGAAUAUCCUGAAUGGAACUCAUCAUUAGACAUCUAUGAAGGUUCUGCAAGAAAAAUGACAGUUGAUAGCAAAGACAGCUGUAAGUUUAUGGCAAAACAUGGACGUGGAGAGAUUAGAACUAGUACUGGUUCAGGCAAUGGUCUUCGAAGUCCCUAUGUUGGAAAAGUUGAUGGGGAGCAAGUGAAACCUCGAUUUAGUAGCCGUAGUGAAGUGAGUCUUGCGGCUUUGGAGAAGGAACAUUUAGAUCGCAAGCCUUCUGAUUUUAAGGGAAGCGAGUAUCAUAAUUUCAGGGAGAGAGAGCUUCACAAAAUUGUUGAAAAGGACCACAUCAGCGGAAAGAGGCCAGUAGUUGAUGAGAACUCUAAUCUAGUUCGUGUGAAGGUUCAGGUUCCUCGACACAAUGAGAUAACAGUUGUUCAACGAGCACCGAAUGAAGUUCCUGACCAUCAAGAGUACUUGAGGAGAGCAUCUAUGAUAGGAAUGCCACUGCAGACAAAUCAUCAGAUAAGUACUGCUGCAGAGAAGCCACCUAGCUUUAGUGAAGAUGAAGAAACAGAAGACACCAGUUCGUUCGAGGGUUAAAAGAUUUGCUUUUGACUGAAGAAAAGAAACAGGUCCAUUAGUUUUAGGGAUAUUUCGUUGGAUUUCUGUGUCGAUACAACUCCUACAGUUCAAGAUAACUUAAAUUGACUUGUCU
Messenger RNA from Solanum verrucosum, 1950 nucleotides. Its product is annotated as homeobox-DDT domain protein RLT1. Bases 282 to 1835 code for a protein of 517 amino acids. Gene Ontology annotation, molecular function: DNA binding. The record is from RefSeq and is a predicted model, not a curated record. The transcript has 8 exons. Lineage: Eukaryota; Viridiplantae; Streptophyta; Magnoliopsida; Solanales; Solanaceae.